Paramecium octaurelia is the source of this 431-nucleotide messenger RNA. The record is from the annotation of a GenBank genome assembly. Lineage: Eukaryota; Ciliophora; Oligohymenophorea; Peniculida; Parameciidae.
AAAAAUGGCUAUCAAUAAUGGCAUGGUUGUUCACUUUAGAGUUAACUGUGAAUUUGUAUUUCAAGGGUAUUGAUAAUGAUUAUCAUAAGAUGGUCCACAACUGCUGAUGAAACAGGACUAUUCUUCUUUGGAUGUCUUAUUGUAAUGUUUUAUUGUAUGCUUCAUAUGAAUCUAUACACUGUUAAGUUAAUUUUACCAAAAAAGUAAGACUCAUCUUUAUUAUAAGUCUGAUUGUCGAUAUCUGUUGGUAUUUGGUUUAUGCACUCUCAGGGAUUAUGGUUAUGCAAUUGAUAAUGACAAUGAAUGGAUGGGUCAACGUCGCUGUUGUCAUAGGAAGCACAAUAGGAUAUUCCAUAUAGGAAUCUUGGUCAUAAAUUUAUGAAAAAGAAAAUCAAGCUCCUCCAGGUGGAUGUGAAUUUUGUAAUUGAGAU